Molecule: messenger RNA, 1353 nt
Organism: Lodderomyces margitis
Lineage: Eukaryota; Fungi; Ascomycota; Pichiomycetes; Serinales; Debaryomycetaceae
Exons: 1
Coding region: 1-1353 (450 amino acids)
Source: RefSeq, a predicted model, not a curated record
AUGAUUUCGCUUCAAGGUUUAUUAAUUCUACUCAGUGUCCCAAUAAAAUUACUAUUGGUGAUUAUAAAAUACCCAUUCUUUGGUGGAGCCAACGAGAAAUUCAAAAACAGUUUGAUCAAUUCGUUAAAAUUACAAAUUUUCAGAGUUGGUUUGAAAUUGUCAGUCAAAGAUGCUCUUUACGUGGGGAUUAUGAGCAAUUACUUUAUCAUUAAUAGGUUAUUGAAGACAUUGUUCCCAAACUUGACGAAAUUGAACAAUUACGGAAAGAGAUUCGAUAAGCAGAGUAUUUGGCUUGUUGAGGCUAAAAAUAGAACCAAGUCGGAUCCAGUUAUUAUCUAUUGUCAUGGAGGGGGAUAUUUUUUGGAGACUCAACCAUCGCAAAUUGAAUCGGUCUUGAGUUUCUACCAUUUACUCGACGAGGAAAAAAAAAAAAAGACUUCGGUUUUGAUCCAAGAGUAUGGUUUAGUCGGUACUGGGAACCUUGUCGGUUCUCAAUUGUAUGAAUUUGUUGCCACCUAUGAUAAAUUAGCUGCAGAGGGUAACGAUAAUAUAGUGUUGAUGGGUGAUUCUGCUGGUGGAAACUUGGCUAUUGUGUUUUUACAAUAUUUGAAACAACAAAAGGACCCCAAGUUGCCAUGGCCCAGAUCGUCAGUUUUGAUUAGUCCUUGGGUCAAAAUUGUACCCGAUUUGCAUCAAGAUACUCCAGGCCAUUCAUACCACGAGAAUGAACACCGUGAUAUGCUCCAAAGAACUGUUUUCACAGAUGAGCGUCGUAUUCAACUACUUGGCGAUACCAACCAUGCAGAUCUUUUGAUUUCGCCAGGGAAUCUCGAGUACAAAUCUAGUGACUGGAGCGACAUCCCAACGUUAAACAGUAAAGGAUACUCGACAUUCAUUGUUGUUGGUGAACACGAAGUUUUCCGUGACGAUGUUUUGGAAUGGGCCAAGCAUGCAGUUAGAUCGCCUUUAGUGCCACAAAAGCAGGACUCGCGUGGAACAUUUGACUCCAAGGUGCAUGAAUACAAGACUGAUGGUAAGAAUGAUGCAUAUGUUGAUAUCGCCGUUGAGCCAUGGGGUAUACAUGAUUCGGUCUUGUUCUUUGAAAACACCAUCCUUAGAAAGUUAAAAAAAAACCCUCACUUGCAAGUCAAGACUUUAGAUAAGGAGGAGUAUUUUGGUGUCAUUAGAAUAGUUGACUUUUUGAAUAAGACAUUGGUUGUUGGUGCCGAAGCAGAGAAGUUGAAGAUUUUACAUACGACGCAAACAACCAAAUCAAAUGGGAAGGCAGUUAACGAUAACGUCAAGGUUGUUGUUGACAAGGCUAGUAAUAUAAGUGAUGGUGUCAAAGCUUGA